Messenger RNA from Heterostelium album PN500, 573 nucleotides. RefSeq names its product Ras GTPase (gene rasG). Gene Ontology annotation, biological process: Ras protein signal transduction. Bases 1 to 573 code for a protein of 190 amino acids. The record is from RefSeq and is a predicted model, not a curated record. Gene Ontology annotation, cellular component: plasma membrane. Gene Ontology annotation, molecular function: GTPase activity; GDP binding; GTP binding. The transcript has 2 exons. NCBI's taxonomy places the organism in Eukaryota, Evosea, Eumycetozoa, Acytosteliales, Acytosteliaceae.
AUGACUGAAUACAAAUUGGUUAUUGUCGGUGGUGGUGGUGUAGGUAAAUCUGCCUUAACUAUUCAAUUGAUUCAAAAUCACUUCAUUGAUGAAUACGAUCCCACCAUCGAAGAUUCAUACAGAAAGCAAGUUACUAUCGAUGAUGAGACUUGUCUUUUGGAUAUCUUGGAUACUGCUGGUCAAGAAGAGUACUCUGCUAUGCGUGAUCAAUACAUGAGAACCGGUCAAGGUUUCCUCUGUGUCUAUGCUAUCACUUCACGUUCAUCAUUCGAUGAAAUUGCUGCUUUCCGUGAGCAAAUUCUCAGAGUCAAGGACAAAGACAGAGUUCCAAUGAUCGUUGUCGGUAACAAGUGCGAUUUGGAGUCUGAACGUCAAGUCACCACAGGUGAGGGUCAAGACUUGGCCAAGUCAUUCGGUUGUCCAUUCCUCGAAACCUCUGCCAAGAUUCGUGUCAACGUCGAAGAAGGUUUCUACACUCUUGUCCGUGAGAUCAGAAAGGAUUUGAAGGGUGACUCCAAGCCAGAGAAGAACCACAAGAAGAAAUCAAUCCUCAAAGCCUGUACACUUCUCUAA